Molecule: messenger RNA, 588 nt
Organism: Ceutorhynchus assimilis (cabbage seed weevil)
Lineage: Eukaryota; Metazoa; Arthropoda; Insecta; Coleoptera; Curculionidae
Source: the annotation of a GenBank genome assembly
AUGUCCGAAGGUGAGCCUAAGAAGUAUAAUCUAAGAUCAUUAAGCACAGGGGCAUCGCCGUUCAAGCCAAAACACAGAAGCACGGGAAUCAGGAAAGAAAUCGUCCAGGCAACACAGAUACAACCACAGAAGACACCUUUUUGUCUUGAAACUAUAACUAGUAUAUGCGGAGGAGGUUCCCUAUUGGACCUUACCCUUCAAGAGCCGCUAGUCUUUCUUGGCGUGCCGUACGCGACACCACCCGUCCAGUCGAAUCGAUUCAGCCCAACCAGAACACCAUCCCCGUGGGAUGGAGUGCGCGUUUCAGAUAAAAUGGGUCCGGUAUGCCCUCAAAGACUGCCAAAUAUUUCUAAUGAGACAGCGGCCUUGGAGCGCAUGCCAAAAGGCCGCUUGGAGUACCUCAAAAGGCUACUGCCUUUACUAAAGAAUCAAAGCGAAGACUGUUUGUAUUUGAACAUAUUUUCUCCAGCUCAAGCUAAGCUUGGGGCUCUAAGAACCUGUUUGCAUAGUAGUUAUGCUUUGGGGUUGAAGAAUUUAGGCAACAGUUUCGAUAUUACUGUUGUUCAAGAUAAACGGGACCUCACUUAG